AUCUCAUCCUAAGGCAUGCGUACGGACGCCUCAAAUCUGGGCCCCGAUUUCGAUAUCACCUCUUCAAGACACUCACAGCGAACUUCGACCAACAGUGGGACCUGUUAACUUUGUUGGCCAAACCUGAUCUUUCACCGCGGAGAAUGCUGUCGUUGUGCAUCUCGUCCAGGGCCUUGGUGCUACACCGCACCAGAAAUCCAUCGCCGAGUAACUUGGCAUCCCUCCGUUGUCCGCUACCACCCAAGCCUCAGCUCGAUCAAUAUCGUGUCGCCCGAACCGCAUUAGUUCCCCGAGGACUUGACUUGCCUGUGCCGCUCCGCUGUUGUAAAUCUUUUGAACUCUCGUGCCCAAAUUCGUCGCUUGAAAGCAUCCUCCGCAUACCAUCCGUUCUGCCUUGUUGUUAUCCCCUCCCUGAACGCCCACUUCGGUCACUGGUCCCCAAGUCACCGCACCCACGAAGCCGUGCUAGCGCACAUAUUCCGCACCGGCGCUGCUACCUGAUUCGCCAUAGGUGUAACAGCCUUGUCUCAAGGGUAAUAUAGGGUAGGCGGUGGCGGCGUGCCUUUGCACGAGUCCGCAUGGCUUUGGGUAUGUCCAGCCGGUGUUACCAGAACUUUCUGCUCAUAUGCCGGUUCUUGGAACACCUCUUGCGGGAACGGUCCUCUGUGCCCGCGGCUGAAGGCCCUUAGCUCUUUCUUUGAUGUUCCCCUCGUCCCGUGGAACACCCACAUGGUAUGCAUCGCACGCUUGAGUGACAAUUCACUGAUGCACGAAUACGUCUGGGGACGGCCGUCGCGUCGCUUACGUUCUACUUGUCGGUUCGCAUGACUCUGCACAUUCUCACGCUCUCGGGCUUUGCAGUGACGGGCGACUUUAGUGCCAUCGGCGUGUCGGUUGCGAUCUGCAUUCGAGACGAUACUUUCAGCCCCUGCGCCCGCGAUCACCGCAGACCGGUGCACUCUCUACUUACUGCAAGCCUCCACCUGCCCAUAGCCGGGGCGCCUCAAGCUCAUCGCAACAUUCGGUCUGGGCGCACCUGGAACAGCUGCUUUGCGGUAUGACCCGACGCCUGAGCUGGCCGCUCUUCCUGCUUUAUUCUCGUAAUUUAGCUGUCGGUGCAUGAUUUCGCUACUCUUGUAAAAUGCUACAAGUUCUAUAUCAAUAAUGUGUUGGGUAAAUAU
This is a messenger RNA of Phanerochaete carnosa HHB-10118-sp, 1181 nucleotides long. RefSeq lists its product as uncharacterized. The coding region runs from base 825 to 1061 and encodes 78 amino acids. The transcript has a single exon. The record is from RefSeq and is a predicted model, not a curated record. NCBI's taxonomy places the organism in Eukaryota, Fungi, Basidiomycota, Agaricomycetes, Polyporales, Phanerochaetaceae.